UCGAUGUCGGUGCGCAGUGCACAGGUCCAUUCACUAUUGCCCAGGUCUUUGCUUAGUGUAACAACUUAAAACGAGUGAAGAACGGUAUUUCUUGUCAUCUGUAUCGAGGCAGCAUUGUAAGAUGGUGGCCGGAUAAAAUUACUUUGGAUUUUUCUACCCCCUUUGCUGUGUCAGCGCACCACAUAACGACUGAACCCUGAGAUGACCGAGGUGGAGCCGGCGUUGGACUUUGCCUCCUCAAGCCGCUCGGGGCGGCGCAAUGCCCUGCCCGACAUCCUGGGCUCCCCGGCGGGGGUCAGCCCCACUGACCUGCCCCUCAAGCUGGCUGAACUCUCCGUCACAGAUGGUCCAGGUGGAGCCCAGUCGCCCACCUCAGAGGAAGCUCCAGCACCACCGGAGAGUGCCGAGGUCAAGGAUGGCUCCUAAAACCCCCCUUCCCCACCACCAGGGGGCGCUGUCGGACUUCUCUUCACUAGGGGGCAGGAGAGGGUGGAAGAGGGAGAAUGGAGGGGGGAAGAGGAGGGGUGCAACAGAUGCCCCACUAGCUGAGCUGCUGGGAGUGAACUGUGGGGUCACCAGCGGUGUGACCACCUGACACUUGACUGUAGAGGAACACAUGCCUGUGUGUGUGUGUGUGUGUGUGUGUGUGUGUGUGUGUGUGUGUGUGUGUGUGUGUGUGUGUAAACAUGU
Molecule: messenger RNA, 690 nt
Organism: Alosa sapidissima (American shad)
Lineage: Eukaryota; Metazoa; Chordata; Actinopteri; Clupeiformes; Clupeidae
Product: cAMP-dependent protein kinase inhibitor beta-like
Exons: 3
Coding region: 202-426 (74 amino acids)
Biological process (GO): negative regulation of cAMP-dependent protein kinase activity
Cellular component (GO): nucleus; cytoplasm
Molecular function (GO): cAMP-dependent protein kinase inhibitor activity
Source: RefSeq, a predicted model, not a curated record